Molecule: messenger RNA, 468 nt
Organism: Necator americanus (New World hookworm)
Lineage: Eukaryota; Metazoa; Nematoda; Chromadorea; Rhabditida; Ancylostomatidae
Exons: 3
Coding region: 1-468 (155 amino acids)
Source: RefSeq, a predicted model, not a curated record
AUGAGGACAUUCGCAUCAGAUGAGAGAACGCUACGAGAAGAGAACGCAGACGGGCUAGACGAUGAGGAAAUGAGUAGACAAUGGAGCGAUGGGGAAAUUUAUGGCAGAGUCACUUGCAACAUUGACACUACGAAAUCGCUGGGCACAGCAAUGGUGAGUUUGUUUCGAGAAAUCUCUGGAAUGGUUAAUGGGAUGUCAAACAAUCAGCGUCAAUCUUUACAUGAAACAACUCCCAGAAGUCGCCUUGAAGUCGAACUGCUCCGUGACAACGCAGGUCCCCAAACGGCAAAGACGACGCGGAAAUUUCUGGACGUGAGUACCUCCUCUCCCUCUAGAAGAAGCACCCCAGAUCCUGCCACAUCGAUUAUUACCUGUUUCGAGCAUUGCGGAAGCAUCUGCGUGAAGAAAAAUACAAAGACCACGAUCAUCUCAACAACACACUACGAACUCGAUGACUUUUUAUCGUAG